Molecule: messenger RNA, 4006 nt
Organism: Branchiostoma floridae (Florida lancelet)
Lineage: Eukaryota; Metazoa; Chordata; Leptocardii; Amphioxiformes; Branchiostomatidae
Product: ubiquitin carboxyl-terminal hydrolase 10-like
Exons: 15
Coding region: 134-2737 (867 amino acids)
Biological process (GO): regulation of autophagy; protein deubiquitination; DNA damage response, signal transduction by p53 class mediator
Cellular component (GO): cytosol; nucleus
Molecular function (GO): cysteine-type deubiquitinase activity; cysteine-type endopeptidase activity
Source: RefSeq, a predicted model, not a curated record
CGGGUGACUUUCCCAACUGACCAAUCACAGCGCGGUAUUUCGGAAUCGUCCCUCCCGCGCACGCGCACUGUGGCUCACAUUUUUCCAAGAUGGCGUUAGGAGAAGCAUGACUAGCAAGCUUUAACCUGCAAACAUGGCUCGCGUUCAAACGGACCAGUUGACGUUUGGGGACUUCACAACUGGCCUGAGUGCAGAAGAACACAGCCGAGUAUGUGGCAUCCUCAGGGCACAGUCACCCAACAAGAGAGUGGAGUUACCCUGGGAAGAGCAGCGCAGAAUCCUUACAGCAGCCGCACCUGCGCCCACAGCCAUCCCUGAGGUUUCCGCAGUAGAGGACCAAGUUGCCCACGCGCCCGCUCCAGGCUAUGUAGACUCCGCCCCAGCUUCUCUGCGCCAGCCGGAUUACGUCCAGAUUUCCGCGAGCAACCGCGUGGACUCGUCCUCGGAGUCCAGCUACAUAUCGAGUUCCGACAAACAGGGAUAUUACCAGAGCCCCACAGACUCUGUUGCCAGCAGCGAAUCAGAAUCCGUGCAAGGAAAAGACACAGUGAAAGACGAUAGCAAUGGAAACGGGAAUAAUUUUAACGGAAGCGCCAAGCCAAAGGAGAGGAGAAACAAAAAGAAGCGCCCGCCGAACUAUUACAAGGAUCUGGAGGCGGGUGCCGCAGAGACAGUCGUUACAGAGGUUCCCGCGUCGUUGCAGAGACCGGUAGAGAAUCACGUGGACGUGAGACCGCAGAGAAUACCAGAGAGCUCGGGACAGACCGAACCCGUCGGCGCGAGCCAUCAAUAUGUGCCUGUGAAAGACGUAGCGAUCAGUAAUAAUCCCAGCAAUGUUAGCGUAACCCCCCUCCCAAACGACGUGCCUGCUAGCCCCCUACAGGAACCGCCCAGGACUAUUUUGAAAACGAUAGGGGAAUCCGAGAUCAAACACAGACCAAACGUAGACCCCGUCGUUCCUUCUCCUAGCGUAAUGGUCGUUCCAAACGGACCCGUGUCGCCGUUACCCGUGCCAGCAGAUGCCGUUAAACCCUCUGCUGUAGACACUCCCGAAGUUAGCAGUCAUUCGAACCCAGCAGAGGCAAUAAAGGAGGAAGAGGCUGGCAGACAUGUGUCAAAUCCUUCCCAAGAUGCACCUGCAGCAGGAAAUUCCCACAAUGCAAUGGGAGAGAGCCAGGAGGAUGCAAAAAGCGUGGAGGCUGUCAAUCAAAGCGAUGACAGCCAAUCGGAGCAGUCUGUAAAUAAUUCAAAUCCGCCUGCCGUGUCCUCGCCUCCCCCGACCGUUCCUAAAACAUGGGCAGGAUUGUUUAAAGGGUCAAGUAGUCCACAGAUGGCCCAUAAUACUCCUAUAGCGUACGUGGCACACGUGGGGAACGACGAAUCUGCGCCCGCUACCGGCCCCACACCGGCCCAAGGCCCCACAGGUGAACCCCAAGCCAAGCUUGCUGAGAAGACGGUCGUGCCGCCAGAGGAUGAUGACCACAUAAGGGGCCUUGGAGAAUACCUAUUGGAGCCCAAGGUGAGCCACAAACCAGUGGCCCUGCAACCACGUGGACUGGUCAACAAGGGCAACUGGUGCUACAUCAAUGCUACCCUCCAGGCCAUGGUAGCCUGUCCCCCCAUGUACAACCUCAUGAAGAACAUGCCCCUCCCCUCCUCGCCAAACAAGAGGGGCCCCACUGCCACACCCAUCUUGGACUGCUUGAUGGAGUUUACAAGUGAGUUUGGAUCCAUGCCCAAUUCUCAAAAGACCAUAGCUGGUAAGAAACCUGCCCAGGACUUGAGACCAGGGAGCCCCUUUGAACCGACCUAUGUAUACCACAUGUUGUCACUUAUCAAGUCUACACUGUCUUCCAAGGGUCGGCAGGAGGAUGCAGAAGAGUUUCUGUCCUGCGUGCUGAACGGCAUCCAUGAAGAGAUGCAGGUGGCCAUGAAGAUGGCACAGAAAGAUAACCAGCCCAAGAUGAACGGCGAGUUGACGCCAAAGUCUGACGGUCCCUCCUCCCCCACCCCCCGGGAGGACGGAGCGGUGGAGGGGUUCAUGAUGGAACAGGAAGAGGGCGAUGAGGACGAGUGGGAACAAGUGGGACCAAAGAACAAGUCCACUGUCACACGGACUGCCAACUUUGUCAGGACCCCAGUAUCGGACAUCUUUGGUGGCCAGCUGCGCUCCAUCUUUCACCAGCACGGCACCCGAGAGUCGGCCACCUUGCAGCCCUUCUUCACACUGCAGCUGGACAUCCAGUCUGAGAAGAUUUGGACAGUGAAAGAUGCCCUGGAGGCCAUGGUGACCAAGGAGACAAUCCAUGGUUACACAUGCUCCAAGACCAAGCAAGAGGUGGAGGCAUCCCGGCGCAUGAUGAUCGAAGAACUUCCCCCAGUCCUGGUGCUGCACCUGAAACGCUUCGUCUACGACAAAACGGGCGGUUCCCAGAAGGUGCAGAAGAGGGUGGACUUCAACAUCGAACUGGACAUUAACAAAGAACUGCUGUCGCCAGCAGUGAAGAACAAGCUCCACCAGGGCCAGCGUACCUACCGCCUGUUCGCCGUGGUCUACCACCACGGGAAGAACGCCACGGGCGGACACUACACCACCGACGUGUUCCACGUGGGCAUCAACGGUUGGCUCCGCUUCGACGACCAGAACGUGAAGGUGGUGACCUCGCAGCAGGUGAUGAAGUACACCCCUCCGCGUGUGCCAUACCUCCUGUACUACCGCCGCUGUGACCUGAUCUGAGGCGUCUCCAUCUCGCAAUGCCAAGUGUUUCCUUUUUUUACUGACGGCAUCUUACGACCGGACUAUGGAGUUUGAGCCCUCGAGAAAGCGCGAGGAGCAAUGAAGCUGCUUUACGUCGUGACUAAGACCGGCAGCGAAAUGACUCGAAUAGCUUGAAUGUCGACACUUCGCUCUGGACGAAGGUUGACAAUUAAUGCUGCUGACCUACUACUAGUAUGAAGAAGAGCGUCUAAUCAUAAUGCAGCUAUACGAACUAUAAUAUAAGAUGCAUCAAGCAAGUGGGAAAGAGAGACCAAGACAUACUGGGAAAGGAUUUAAGUGUAUUCCAACGAUAAAGGAGUAUCGGUGCUUUGAAGACUUUUGUACAGGCUUGGUUGUUUUACCACAAAACGUAGACUUAAGCUUGUAAUGGCACACUGCUCCUUAUCGUUAAUAUGUAGGGAUGUUCACUACAGACAUCUUUACAGUUGAUAAAUGUAGAAGCUGUACAGUAUGGCUUCAGAUAUCUGAAACUUGACUGCACUUAUUUGAAAGACGAAACGACUCCUUAGAUAAGAGAUUUCAAUUUCAACAUGCAGUUAAAUUGUCUGUACUUGUAGGGCUUUGUCGUAUUUAGGAGGAUCAAAUUUUCUUGGGGAAGAGUGACUCUGGGAAAGAUGAUGCCCAAAGUUCUGAAGAACAUGUCAUAGAUACGUUGGGAUAGUUUGUCAUGAAAAAGGUUUUGGAUAACUUAAAGUGUAAAAACAAAAAUUCACGAAGAGAUUGAGCUAAGGUAUUCAUUGACUGAAUAUACUUUUCAAAUGACAAGAAGUUAUCAAGAGCAGAAAGUUGAUAAAAAGCAAGGGUGUGUACAAGCUCAUGUUUUGCCAAGUUGCAGCUUUUUCCUGCCACCAAGGCAACAUUUUCAAACUGCUCCGAGGCAAACAUUGAAACGUUAAUGAAACUUAGAUGCUGCCAGCAAAGUGUGCUGCAUCAUUGAGCAGCCAAUCAGUGAUUUACAAGCAAGAGAGAAGGCUGUGCAUGCUUGAAGAAGAAUGAGGAACCUUUAUAUUUUGUACCAAACUGAAUAGAAAGUAACCUUCGUAAGAUACGUAGGUAAAUAAAAGAUAUUGAGAAAAAGCAGCAACGUCCUGAGAAAGGAAUAUAUUAGAUAUACAUUUCUUUCGUAAAUGUCUGAUAUGAAAGUGGUAUGUUGAUGUGGCAAACAUUGUGCCAGUUGCGUUUCUGAGAAUUUGCAAAGAAAACUGCAGAUUCGUACUUUAAAGAAAA